Molecule: messenger RNA, 1644 nt
Organism: Nerophis lumbriciformis (worm pipefish)
Lineage: Eukaryota; Metazoa; Chordata; Actinopteri; Syngnathiformes; Syngnathidae
Source: RefSeq, a predicted model, not a curated record
AUGGCUGGCUGGAUGUGGCUCCGUUGUGUUUUCGGGCCUCAUCUGCAAAGAAUUCACCGCGACCCGACCUCGACAUGGAUGACUGCCCAUAUUGCCAGGAUGGCAUUCAACUACCAGCCAGGGAACUUGGAGCAACACACUGAUAGCAUUCUCGGAUGGGCUUCAGCUCUGUGGUAUCUGUCCUAUUGCAGCUCUCCUGUGCUCUUAUGCUAUCUGUAUGGAAAAGGCUACAUCUGCAGCACGAAGUUGGCACCAGUGAGUCAGUACGUGGCGACGACGCUUCUGUGUCUCCUUGGAGUGGCAUGCCUCCGAGGCUGGGGAAGAUGGAAGAACCCUCAGUAUGUUAAAUUCAUUUCCAUCUUGGACGAGGCGAAGAAAAAUCCCUCACCAGAGAACAAAAAGAAAUUGAAAUGCUACACAUUUGACUUUUCUCACUGGCCGGCAGAUUUUAGCUGGAGCGAAGUCAGCAACCCGAAGGCGACCAAGGCCGGGGUCUCCCUGCUGAAGCACAAACCGCGAGGAACAACAGAUGCUGCUUUGCGCUCUGUGCGCACUCUGCCUUGCCAUGUCAUCAGCUUCCUUAUUGUGCACACCUUUGGGAGGAGGAUGCUGUAUCCGGGCUCUGUAGGACUGCUGCAGAAAGCCAUGAGGCCCAUGCUGCAGCAAGGCAUGGCCAAGCUUAUAGAACAGUAUGGCGGGCAACGGAACAAGCUGGUGGCCUGUGAUGGCAACGAGAUCGACACCAUGUUUGUCGACCGCAGGGAUGGAGGUGGCAGCAAUGGCCGCACUCUGGUCAUCUGCUGCGAGGGCAAUGCCGGCUUCUACGAGGUGGGAUGCAUGAACACCCCCCUGGAGGGCGGCUACUCUGUCCUGGGCUGGAACCAUCCGGGCUUCGGAGGCAGCACGGGGGUGCCUUUUCCACAAAAUGAGGCCAAUGCCAUGGAUGCGGUCAUCCAGUUUGCUGUGCACAAGCUGAAAUUCAGGCUAGAGAGCAUCAUCAUAUAUGCGUGGUCCAUAGGCGGAUUCACAGCCAGUUGGGCAGUGAUGUCAUACCCAGAGAUCCAAUCGGUAGUGUUGGACGCCUGUUUCGACGACCUUCUACCUUUGGCCCUCAAAGUCAUGCCUGAUAGUUGGAGAUCGCUGGUUCAGUACACAGUGCGACAGUAUGUAAAUCUCAAUGUUUCAGAGCAACUCCUCAAAUACCAGGGUCCUGUUCUGCUGGUGCGGAGAACCAGGGAUGAGAUUAUCACCACCACGGGUCCAGAAGACAUCAUGGCAAACCGAGGCAAUGACCUCCUGCUUAAGCUGCUUCAGUUCAGGUAUCCAAACAUAAUGAGCUAUGAAGGGGUCUGUGUGGUCCGGGAGUGGCUGCAGGCCUCCACCCCCGUAGCAGAAGCGUCCGUGUACAGCGCCUACCAGGUGGACGACGAAUGGUGCGAGUCCAUACUACUCUCGUACAAGAAGGACAAUGAUGCCACCGUUGAUUCAGACGUCGUGUUUCCCUGGAAUGUUGGGGAGAAAAUGUUGAUCAAGGAGAGGCAACAGCUGGCUCUUUUUUUGGCUCGCAACCACAUGAGGAACUUUGAGACGACGCACUGCACGCCGCUGCCUGCCUCCGAGUUCCGCAUGCCGUGGGUGUUGUAG